GCACGCGUGGCCCGGCGCCGGGCAUCGCGCGCGGCGGAGUCCCGCAGGCCCAGUCAGAGCAUCGGUGUAGUCGUGCGGCCAGACAUGACGGGUCUGCAGCCGGCCAAGAAGCUGACGCCGUUCUCGGUGGAGGCCCUGCUCGCCGACGUUGUGACCAGCGGGCCCAGGGACGUGCAGGAGGCCCAAGUGACCAGCUCGUCGAGCAACGCGGAGCCGGACUUGUGCCUGCCGCCCGAGCAAGCGCUCCACUGGGGAGCCGCCUGGUUCACGCGAUCCUCUCCCGCGCCCGGUCAUCUCGACACCCCCGGCGGCCCGUGCAAGCUUCCGGCGCCGGUCAAGUGCCAGCUGCGCAAGCACAAGUCCAACCGCAAGCCUCGCACGCCGUUCACGACGCAGCAGCUGCUCUCGCUGGAGCGCAAGUUCCGCGCCAAGCAGUACCUGUCCAUCGCCGAGCGCGCCGAGUUCUCCUCGUCGCUGAGCCUGACGGAGACGCAGGUCAAGAUUUGGUUCCAGAACCGGCGUGCCAAGGAGAAGCGGCUCAAGGAGGCCGAGAUCGAGCGGCUGCGCAUGGCCGCGCGGCCCCCCGUGCUGCCCUUCUUUGGACCGUUCGGCGCGCUGUGCCCGGCGCCCGGCGGGCUCCACGCGCCUGUGUUCGCGCCGGCCGUGUUCGCACCGUGUGCGCCGCCGCCUGCCGAGCGACAGCCGCCGCCGUAGCCGCCAGCGGGAAAGAAGACCGCCUCCUGUAAAUUGUAAAUAUCUGUACAUAGCCCGGACCAGAGCGCCCAUUAAAUUAUUUUCCUAUAAGA
This is a messenger RNA of Dermacentor andersoni, 806 nucleotides long. Lineage: Eukaryota; Metazoa; Arthropoda; Arachnida; Ixodida; Ixodidae. The record is from RefSeq and is a predicted model, not a curated record.